This is a messenger RNA of Protomyces lactucae-debilis, 1130 nucleotides long. RefSeq lists its product as uncharacterized. Lineage: Eukaryota; Fungi; Ascomycota; Taphrinomycetes; Taphrinales; Protomycetaceae. Gene Ontology annotation, molecular function: molybdenum ion binding; catalytic activity; pyridoxal phosphate binding. The coding region runs from base 18 to 1064 and encodes 348 amino acids. The transcript has a single exon. The record is from RefSeq and is a predicted model, not a curated record.
AUCUGUCCAUCCCUCAAAUGUCUUCGCUGCACAUUGCAAAGCUCUUCAUCUACCCUAUCAAGUCAUGCUACGGCAUUGAGCUUCACAGUGCCCAAGUUCGGCCCGAAGGGCUUGACCUGGACCGACGCUGGUGUCUAGUCAACUCGGACAACAAGUUUCUCACCAUUCGUGAGAUUGCCAAGAUGACACUCAUUCGACCGCGUUUAUCUGAAGACGAGAGUGAGCUACUUGUAGAAAUUCCUGAUGAAAAAGGUACGCUGGUUCUCGCUGUGCGCGUGCCAACGCGUCCGACUCGAGAACAUCUUGAUUCAUCGACAACACUUCAGACUAUGACGAUUUGGAAAGACUCACCAGAAGCUUGGAUUUAUGACGCAUCGGUCACAGAAAAGCUAAGCGAAUUUCUUGGUCAACCUGUGCGGCUUGCCUGCAAAGCGCCUGGUGCGAGUGAUCGAGAAUUACCAGGACCUUCCUCAUCUACUGCCCUUGGCCGAGAGACGAGUGUUGGUUUUGCUGAUUUCUUGCCCGUGCUUGUUGCCUCUCUCAAGUCACUGGAAGACCUCAACCAAAGGCUAGCCGAUGCCAAGACGGCUGAAGAGCGCUCUCCGGUGACGAUUCGGCGUUUCAGACCGAAUAUCGUGAUUGAUGGCGACGCGCUCGAAGCUUGGUCUGAGGAUUCUUGGAAGUGUAUCAGCUUCUCAACAAAGGAAGGGAGAGCUUUGACGCUGGAUCUGACAGAAAUUUGCCUGCGUUGUCUGGUGCCAAACGUCGAUCCGGAGUCUGGCGUCAAGAACAAGCAUGAGCCGUGGGAUACGGCCAUGAGCUACCGCCGAAUUGUGCCGAGCAAGAGAUACAAGCCUGCAUUCGGUAUGCUUGCCGUACCGCGGCCCUCUGCAGUGUCUGCAGAAAAGAAUGCUGUCAUCGGAACUUUGCAGGUUGGUGCCUGUUUGACGGUGGAGGAAUCUGUCGAGUCGGAUCAAGGCGAGGUGCCCAUGGAGGAAACGCCUGUCCAGAACGAAGGCCUUCUCGGUUCAAUCACAUCACGCGUGUCAUCUUGGCUUUCAUAAACUUGUUCAUCAACAUAAAUACAUAAAGAGCACAUACCAGUCCAAAUCAAUCACUUGAUCCCUUUA